Messenger RNA from Xylona heveae TC161, 3618 nucleotides. RefSeq lists its product as hypothetical. The transcript has 10 exons. Bases 153 to 3149 code for a protein of 998 amino acids. NCBI's taxonomy places the organism in Eukaryota, Fungi, Ascomycota, Xylonomycetes, Xylonales, Xylonaceae. The record is from RefSeq and is a predicted model, not a curated record.
AAACAGCCUCCCCGAUCACAGCUUUAAUCGUUGAUAAGGCCUCAUCUGAAUUUCUUUGGCUAUCAGCGAGCGACGCGGUGUGAUCGAUCGAGAGAACUAGCCACGCGGUCUUACGCCAAGCUUCGACCUAUGGCCAUUUGAAAUUAUCCACCAUGGUUUUGUUCAAACGAAAACCCGUUCAGUAUCUUUCCCGCCCCCAGAUCAAGGAUGACAAUGCCGAUGUCUGGGUAAUCGGACAGACUGGAGAAAUCUUUACAAAUUAUGGAGAUUAUCUCCAUCGUAUGGACUUUUACAAGCAGAAACGAUUCAUUUGUACCAUCACGGGCCACUCAGGUUUAACUUUCUUUGAGGCUUUGAAAAGCGAAAUGGAGGGGUCCAAAGAUGUCGAUAAGUCUUUCCCAGAGGCUUUGAAGGAACCGAUCCUCCGCAGGGUUCAGUUCUCAACUGUAUCUCGCAUUGACUCCCUUGUUGACAAGAUAUAUGAUGACUUUAAACAAGACUUUUAUCCUGGCGAAAAUGUCACUGUUAUAUUAGACUCGGGAGAACGUCUCAAUGGCGUGGUCCGAGAAAAGGCAAAAUUCCCAGAACUGACGAGGCCUGAUGGCAUGAUAGAACGAAAAGCCUUUUCGAGAUAUUUUGUAAAGUUACUCAACCGACCUCACGAAGAGGCUCUUGUCGAUGAUGAGCACAUCGUCCGAGAUCGCAAGGCCUUCACAAAGCACAUGCUUCGGUCCUUUAUCAAAAAGACGGUGGUACGAGAAGCCUGGACUGGAGCCCCGUGGCUAGUAAAGGAAAGGUUUGCCAAGGAUUAUCGCAUCGAUACCAAUAUUCCAGCACAUCUACUUCAGAACAUCAAAGGCGCGGAGAAAAAGGCCGGCCCCUCCUCCUCGGGGCGGAAAAGCGAACAAGAGGCCGCGCUGCUCAACUUUCUGGCAGCUGCUGCUAAACUUCCCGAGCUAAAACCAGCACCGAGCGGAUCAAAGGGCAAGCUCACGUUGGAACAAAUUGCUAGAAACAAGCACGAGCAGUUUCUGGAAUAUCGAAAAGCGCUCAACGGGCACCCAAGCUUUUCUCCCGGCGGACAGCCCAGUACAACCGCGACAUCGCCAAGUCAGCCCAGUAACUUUGCACCUCCGGAGCAGAUGCUAGUAAAAAGCUCGCCGAAACCCGCGCCUCCACCUCCAAUCAAAUAUCCGAUCGAGGAUCUCGAGAUUAUCCCACUCCGAGAUGGCACCCACCGGCCAGCUCUCAAAUAUCUGUCUCACGACACACCCAGUACAGGAAAGAAAUUUCACGGAGCUCACAAGGAUAUCCACAUGAGAUCAGUCGGCCCGCUGCUCGAGACUUGGGAUACUAUCAAUGUUUUUUGUGAAAUCUUCCCGAUCGACUCGUUUACGUUUGAUGAUUAUAUCGAAGCUCUUCGCUUUCACUCCGACGAAGUGCAAUGCGAACUCUUCGUGGAGCUGCACUGUGCUCUCCUCAAGGAAUGUGUCGAUGAAGAAGGCAACGUCCUCGUCAAUAUCCCAGAGGUGGAGGAGGACAGCGAAGAUGAAGAGUCGGACAACGAAAGUAGCGCAACGCCAACACCAGAGCCUGAGGAGGAACCUCCACGCAGACGGACUCGUAGUAGCUACGCCAAAGCUGCCGUGAUUGAAGAAGAGGUGAAGCGAAGUCCUAGUGUGGAAAAGAUAGCGCAUAGAGCCGAGGAAAUGCUAGGAAAUUAUGGAUGGAUAGAAAGGCUGCAAGCGAGAGAUUUUCGCAACGGAGGCUGGGAGAUUAUCAUUGUCGGUUUACUGCACCAAUUAUCCCUUGACGAACGGCGGCAAAAACUCUGCGAAGAACUACUUUCGAACCUCGCUCCUCUCGACGAGGACGCGAGCCAAGAGACUGCACGAUUGCAGUAUGCUUAUCUUGACAUCAACCUGCGCAUCCAGAUCAUACAGAUACUUUGCUUACUCAUCGUCGAAACCAAGAGCGUGAGGGGUUACAUGGAGGAAUGCAGCGAAGCUAUGACUAUGUUCCGCAAGGACAGAGUCAAUUGGCAGCGUACUAGGAAGGAAGCAGCGGAGGAAUUACGUGUGCUCGACGAAGUCCGACAGCAACUAAUACCAGAAUCGACCCCACCCGCAGUAGAAGCGCACACUGAGGAGAAGGAAGAUGUCAAGAUGACCGAUGCCGAUGACGAGGAACUUGCCGAAGAGGACCAGCAGCAUCAGUCUGACGAAGGAGAUUCUCAGGCAGUCCGGUCUCUUCGCAGAGCAGACGACCGUGCCGCCCAGAGGAAGCGCAAGCGAGAGGAGGAAAAGGAGAAGAAGGAGAAGGCCGAGGCGGCUGCAAAGCUUCCAAAAUUAUCAGCUCAAGCCAAGAAGCUUUUGAAAGACAUUGAGAAAAAGAAGGAUAAGAUUAAGGAGUGUGAGAAGGCGCUUGGGACAAUAGAAAUGGAUCUUCGGGAAGCCGACUGUUUCCGGACAAAGAUCUUGGGAAGAGAUCGAUUCUGGAAUCGAUAUUACUGGCUGGAGAGGAACGGUAUGCCUUAUGGCGGCCUUCCAGAGAGCUCAACCUCUGACGCCGGCUAUGCGAAUGGAUGUAUCUGGGUGCAAGGGCCAGACACGGUUGAACGCGAAGGUUUCAUCGAUCUCCCAGAAGAGGAUAGCAAGCAGUAUCGCAAGACGUUCCAGAUGACGGUCGCUGAAAGGAAGAGGCUCGAAGAGGGCCAUACAAACGUGUUCCAGGCCGACCAAUGGGGUUACUACGAUGAGCCUGAUUCGUUGGACAUGCUGAUUGGCUGGCUCGAUCCUCGCGGUCACCGUGAAUUGAAGUUGCGCAAGGAGCUCCAAGCGCUGCGCGACAAGAUGACGGAAUGCAUGAAGAAGCGCAAGGAGUAUCUCGCGGCUGCCGAGGAACAAAUGGCUGGCGCAGAAGAGCCCACGGCCCGAGUGUCGACUCGUACCAAGACGUACGUUGACACGACCGGUCAUCGGUGCUUGGAGUGGCAAAACUCAAUGGCGCUGGAGGAACUGGGCCACUUGCAUUCGGAGCAGCCAAGACCAGCCAAGAAAGCCAGAAGAUCGGAUGGGACCAAGGAGAUCAAAGCCACCAACAAACAAGGCAAACCUCUUGGCAGACAAGGAGCGCGUAACGCAUCUUAGGUCGAUAUUGUUCUCCGGAUCGCAUCCCACAGAGACGCCUUUGCGCCUUUUGUUCUCAGGUGCUUUUCUUUCCUUUUCUUUUUCUCCUUUCUUUCUUUUUCCAUCUUUCUUUCCCUAUGGCAUGGCAUUGCUUUGCACUUUCACUUGGCGCGACAUCCGUUUGUUGGAAUUGACAGCCCCAGCGAAGAGCUUUUCUAUUCUACGUUGCGGAUUUCAUCUUGCAAGCAAAGUUUUCAGGCAAAUUUGUUGCUCUCUGAUUGUUGAGGGGAUUUUACUUCUUUUCCAUCUGAUCUCAUGGUCUUGCGAGGAGUUUGAAGGGUAACUUGCAUUACUCUCAGGAGCUUGGGCAUUUCCCUUCCUUUUUUUUAAUUAUAAUAUUGCAAAGGGGAUCUUUCCACAAUUUAAAUAAUGGUUGGGAUCUCGAGCCACAAUAGAGACAUUAUUACAAUACCAUCAAGGUCCUCGAGAG